This is a messenger RNA of Colias croceus (clouded yellow), 635 nucleotides long. It is a transcript of the gene ND-PDSW, whose product is annotated as NADH dehydrogenase [ubiquinone] 1 beta subcomplex subunit 10. The transcript has 4 exons. The coding region runs from base 81 to 560 and encodes 159 amino acids. NCBI's taxonomy places the organism in Eukaryota, Metazoa, Arthropoda, Insecta, Lepidoptera, Pieridae. The record is from RefSeq and is a predicted model, not a curated record.
UCAUUGUCAAUUUGUCAAUACAUUGUCAUUGCUUUCUAUUUAGAUUUUGGAAGCGGAUUUUUAUCCGAAUUGUUUUAAAAAUGGUUCAAGGCGGUGGUGAACCCGAUGAUAAUCUUAUAAGGAGUUUUGCGAGUGCCAUGUACAAUACAAUAGAUGCACCGGUAACAUGGUUUAGAGAAAAAGUAGUCGAACCUAAUCAAAAGAAGUAUCCGUGGUAUCACCAACAGUUCCGCCGUGUACCGACUAUCGAUCAGUGCUAUAGCGACGAUGUUGUAUGUGACUUCGAAGCGAACACUCAAUUUAAAAGAGAUAGGGCUGUGGACUCUGAAAUUUUAAACAUACUUCGCAUGCGAUUUGAAGAUUGCAUGAUAUACGAAAAACCAGAUCAUGAAGUGAAAUGCAAACCUCUCUGGGAAAAAUAUAAGGAUGCUGAAGAAGCCUGGUUUAUUAAAUAUGGUGACCUGGGCGCAUACGGCGACGCCCGCAAAGCUUACAUGAAGCAGAAACAUCGCAUGAUCUGGGAGAGACGUCACGGACCCCUGUCUGAACAGACUAAGUGAAGAGAGUGCGAAGAAAUGAAAUAAACCAUAAGUAGCUAAAUAAUAUUCAUUGCAGUAAUAAAUUGUUAAAGCAAU